AUGAAUGAAAUGAGUAACCAGCACAGACCAUUACAACCAAUGCCGCGAAGUAAAGAUAAAGUCAUACGGCCGAAACCAAGUGAGCAAAAUGUAAAAAGUGCAAUUAAAAUGGUAAUUGAAAAACGUUUAUCUAUUCGGAAAGCUGCAGAAGAAUUUCAUGUGUCAAAAUCUUUAAUAGGCCGUUACGUGAAGUUGAACAAAGAAAAAGAAAAUGUUGAGGUCGUCUAUCACCCUCUGAAUGCUGUCAAGAGAGUGUUUAGUGAUGAAGAAGAAGAGCAAUUGGUUGAAUAUUGCUUAAAGGCAUCCAAGAUACACUACGGAAUAUGCAAAGAUGACUUUUUAAAAUUAGCAUUCGAAUAUGCAGUAAUUUUGAAAAAAAAACUUAUCCAAGUGCUUGGGACACAAAUAAAAAACUGGAAAGACAUUUUAUGA
Parnassius apollo (apollo) is the source of this 432-nucleotide messenger RNA. Lineage: Eukaryota; Metazoa; Arthropoda; Insecta; Lepidoptera; Papilionidae. The record is from the annotation of a GenBank genome assembly.